Molecule: messenger RNA, 1437 nt
Organism: Trypanosoma brucei brucei TREU927
Lineage: Eukaryota; Euglenozoa; Kinetoplastea; Trypanosomatida; Trypanosomatidae
Exons: 1
Coding region: 1-1437 (478 amino acids)
Source: RefSeq, a predicted model, not a curated record
AUGUUGAACUGGUGGCUCAUAGUACUUAUCGUUGUAUGUUCUCUUUUGUGCCUUGCGAUCGCCAUAUACGUGCUUUACUACUUCUCCUCGGAGGAUGAUCACGAGGGGAGCUAUUUAACCAAAGUGAUUAUAGUUUUCGGCAUACUUUUGGCUAUAGGAGUGGUACUUUUGCUUCCCUUUGAUGCCUCUAACGCCAGGGACCCCACUGUGGGAAGUAAAUACGUUAACACGCUGAAUACAGACCUCAUGUGGGAGAUUGUCUUGUGGUCACUUGCUGUCAUGGCACUGGUGGUUGUUCCUUUUACAGUAUUUUUCUACGAGGCAUAUGAUCCCGAUGAUGAGAGCUUCUCCAAACAGUGCGGGCAAGCGAUCACUUUAACACUCAUUGUAUCCUUUGUGUUCAUUGUAAUAACUGCCGUCUGCUUUUUGAGUUUUGGUACGGCACUUGUUCCAGUGGAGUUAUAUGAGGCUCUGCCGCAGAUAGUAGAUGACAUUGACAGAGUGUCGUAUAAUACCACCAGUGACAAGGACAAGUUUGAAGUGCAUGUGAGUAUAUUCACCUACGUUGUUGGUGAACUCUGUCUUGUUGGGUGGAUUGCAUUCUUCUUUUACGCUGGUGUAGGACUUGUUUCGGUUCCCGUCGAUUUAAUCCGUGGCUUUAUAAAUCGGCCGAAACCGAUAAGUGGAUCCACCUUUGCACAGGAGAUGGCCGUUAUCGCAGCAAAGGGAGACACACUGCUUUCGGUAGCGCUUGCCCUUCAGAACGAGGCGCGGGGUAAAGUUCCAAGGUCAAUGCGGAAUAAAAUUUCAUUUCUGCGUGCUGAGACACAUGUUCUGGAGGAGGAACAGGAGGAACUCAUAUGGAACUAUAAAAAGGUGGGCGGGUCACCGUUCAUCGUCUAUGGAAAGCUUCUGAUCGGAAUUUUGUCUGUCGCCCUCAGCAUUUCCUGGGUAUUGCAAAUAUUUCUGCACAAUACAUUCAAAAUAGUGCCAUUUCUUAGUACACUGGUUACCGCGCUGGAUGAGGUGUUUCCACUUUUUGGUAUCAUAACCUAUGGUAUAUUUGCUUUCUACUUGGUGUGGAUUACGCUAGAAGGUCAAAUCCGUGUUGGGCUGCGAUUUGUUUUCUUUCAGAUCCAUCCCAUGAAACCACAUGAUACGACUCUUAACUCUAUUGUGUUUAACGUGGGUUUGCUGCUCCUUACGAGUUAUGCCAUCCUGCAGUUCACUACGCGCUCCUUCAACGAAUACAUCCCACGGACCUCAAUCAAUGCCCUGAUGAAUCUGUACGUGAUGAACCUUAAGGGCAUCGGAGUUGCCGUAGAGUGGGCGCAGUUUUGUCUUCUUGGCGUUUCAUUCUUGGGACUUCUGUUUGUACUUGCAUGCCCUGCGAAAAAUGCGGCAGCGCGACCCAAGAAGCCAAACUAUUCAACAUAA